Cornus florida is the source of this 988-nucleotide messenger RNA. RefSeq lists its product as uncharacterized. The transcript has 2 exons. The coding region runs from base 41 to 988 and encodes 315 amino acids. NCBI's taxonomy places the organism in Eukaryota, Viridiplantae, Streptophyta, Magnoliopsida, Cornales, Cornaceae. The record is from RefSeq and is a predicted model, not a curated record.
UAGUAAUAUUACCAUUUGAUCAUAUAGAUCUCAUUCCACAAUGGCAGAGAAGGAACUCUCAGAGCACCGUAAUAGAAAGCAACCCAGACAAUUAGUUUCUGUUCCAUUUAUUUGGGAGCAAAGACCGGGAUUUCCUAAAAAAGACUGGAAGCCCACUGCUCAUCCACCGGUUAAUCCAGUUGCACCACCUCCGGUCAAGCUUGUGGCCUCGAUUCCCUUUAAAUGGGAGGAAAAGCCCGGAAAACCACUUCCUUGCUUCUCACAGCCAACACCAGAAUCAGGCACUCAGCUCACACCAGCAAAUUCCAUUGGCCUCCCAUGGCCCCUGGUAUGCUUUCAAGGCAAUGAUGGUAAUGGGGAUCCUAGUUGUCAUAAUGAUGAUGAUGAACAAAAAGGGAUGUUUGAAUCGAACCUUGAACCAUGCAGUUUUGAAACGGACGAGUCCUCUAGCUCAGCUCCCUCUCUCCUAGCCAAUCGCCUCGUGUCAGCUAUGGCCAUUUCCAGUGCUGUUCCUUGGCAGCAUACUUUUCUGACGGAAAAUCAAAGUGGCCAGCCGCAGACCCCUCCUUCACCAGCUUCUGAAGCAGAUAGUAGCACAAGCACCUAUGCAACCGGAACUACAAGCUUAGUCGGAGCAUCUUUCUUGGAGUGCCUCUUUCCAUUGUCAUCACCCAAUUCGAGUUUCCUUGACAAGGUUGGAUACUCAGAAAAGAUUUCUUCUCAUAUCCCACCAAAAGUACCAAAUGAAGAUUUCGAUCGCGAAAGUAAUUGCAGCAUUGUCAUAAGAAGGCCUCCAACACUUGGAGAACUGAUCGUGAUGAGCCGAAGGAGAAGUUGCCGAAGGAAAGCCAUUCAAAUGCGGAAACAAAAUUACUCAAUGGAAUUCAUGAAGAAGAGUGCUUUUGGAUGCUGCGUCUUCAGAACAAGCAACAACAUUUUAGGACUGCACAAGAAGUGGAAGAGGCAGUUGCGGCUUAACCUGGUGUAG